Messenger RNA from Carassius carassius (crucian carp), 3724 nucleotides. Its product is annotated as aryl hydrocarbon receptor-like. NCBI's taxonomy places the organism in Eukaryota, Metazoa, Chordata, Actinopteri, Cypriniformes, Cyprinidae. Gene Ontology annotation, biological process: regulation of transcription by RNA polymerase II. Bases 258 to 3317 code for a protein of 1019 amino acids. Gene Ontology annotation, cellular component: aryl hydrocarbon receptor complex; nucleus. The transcript is spliced from 11 exons. The record is from RefSeq and is a predicted model, not a curated record. Gene Ontology annotation, molecular function: transcription cis-regulatory region binding; nuclear receptor activity; protein dimerization activity.
UUUGUUCAGCUCACGCCAUUGCCAUUCGCCGUAGAGGAUGAAAACUUUCGGAAACUUUCUGCCCUCAUUUUAAGCUGCUGUCGGUCUAAAGAACCGACGCCGACAGGAAUUAAAUCUGAACUGGAUAUAUUAGCCUCUUGUUUGUGUACAUGUGAGAGGAUUUAUCUGGAUAACUCACACUUUCAUCGACAUCUAAAGGAAACGAGAUUGUACAUGCUAGUCAUAUUUUGAACACUUCUCAGAGACACCAGACAGCCAUGUCGGGGGGUAUCGGUAUAUAUGCGGUCAAGAAACGGAAGAAGCCCGUUCAGAAAAUACCCAAACCACCACCACCCGAUGGUGUGAAAUCCAACCCCUCCAAGCGGCACAGAGACCGGUUGAACAGCGAAUUGGAUAAGCUGACCAGCCUUCUACCCUUCUCAGAAGAUGUCCGUGCACGGCUGGACAAACUGUCAGUGCUUCGACUCAGCGUUGGAUACCUGAAGGUCAAGAGCUUCUUCAAUGCAAAAAUCAAAAAGACAGGAGGAAAUGGAUGGCUAAUUGACCGGUCAGGGACAUUUGGAGGAAACGGACAGUCAACGGCCAGUCUGGAUGGAGUCAGUUUCUCAGAAGGGGAACUGCUGUUGCAGGCCCUCAGUGGCUUUGUGCUGGUGGUCACCGCUGAAGGUUAUGUGUUUUAUGCAUCUCCAACUAUACAGGACUACUUGGGCUUCCAUCAGUCGGAUGUGGUCCAUCAGAGUGUAUUCGAGCUCAUCCAUACAGACGAUAGAGCAAUGUUUCGAAGGCAACUACACUUCGCUCUCAAUCCCACUUCGUGCGAUGGCGGCAAAGGAUCUGAUGCCAUUCAAAACAGCACUGACAUCACCAGAGACUUGGUAAACUACAACCCUCAACACAUCCCUCCAGAAAACUCAGCCUUCUUGGAACGAAGUUUCUGUUGCCGAUUCCGGUGCCUCCUUGACAACUCAUCAGGCUUCCUGGCCCUGAACUUCCAGGGGAGGCUGAAAUAUCUCCAUGGACAAAACAAGUUGGCAGAAGAUGGGACCUUGGCCCACCCUCAACUGGCUCUUUUUGUCAUAGCCACACCCCUCCAGCCACCCUCUAUCCUAGAGAUCAGGAGCAAGACUCUUCUUUUCCAAACCAAACACAAGCUGGACUUUACACCUCUGGGUAUUGACACAAGAGGAAAGGUGGUUCUUGGCUACAGUGAGAUUGAGCUGUGUAUGAGAGGCUCUGGCUAUCAGUUCAUUCAUGCUGCUGACAUGAUGUACUGUGCUGACAACCAUAUAAGAAUGAUAAAGACUGGAGAGAGUGGUUUAACGGUCUUCAGACUUCUCUCGAAAGAAGGAAUAUGGAUCUGGGUGCAGGCUAAUGCUAGGCUUGUUUAUAAAGGAGGAAGACCAGACUUCAUCAUUGCUCGACAGAGAGCACUAACUAAUGAAGAGGGUGAGGAGCACCUCCGUCAAAGAAAGCUGCAGCUACCCUUUAACUGCGCCACUGGUGAGGGCGUCUUGUAUGAGACUGAACCUACACUGGACAUCGCUGACAUUCAAAAUCAGAGCAAAGGCCAGAAGAUGCACAAACCUCCAUCUCUGGACCCAGAUUCUCUUCUCGGCUGCAUGCUGAAUCAAGAACCUUCUGUCUACGACCCAAACAAUGGGCCCAAUUCCCAGUUUACUCUUGACAAGGCUUUCAGGGAUAGCCACGCCCUGCUCAGUGUCCCUGGGAACACCUGGCAGCCAUCAGCCCCAAGCACUGUGGCUGAGGUAAAAGAGGAAGGUGUGGUAAAGGACAUGAUGGAAACCUUGCAACAGAUUAUUGGGGACAGCAGUAUCUGCGGCCUUCAGGGAUUUGAUGUGAAUGACUCUGUCCUGAAGGAGUGGGAGAAUGCUAUAAGCAGGUUCCACUACAACAACGAUACGGAAUUAAAUGAAAUCAUCACCAAUGACAUCCUCUCUUUUGUUGAGGAUGCACUUUUUAAGGAAAAUGGCGUUCAGUUGCCUGAACACCUCAAGAGCCAGGGACCAUUUGUUGAGGCGCCUGAGUGUCUUCCAGAGAUGGAGUUACAGAAUAAUUUAGCUGCUAACCAGGAAUUCAUCUGCCAGGCAGAUAUGCUUGAUGGAUCCCCAGGUCGGGGUGGCUUCAUCGGAAUGAACUUCCAAGAUGGAUUGGAUGCCAGUAGCCCUGGAAAUGGGAUGCUCACCCAUAUGGGGCAACAGAUGCUACUUGGUGAAACAUUUGUCCAGUCAUUUGGACUGGAACAGACAACCCAGAAGAUGCCCAGCAAUAAUAACAUUAUGUUUGAUCCUUCUCUUGCCCUGCAGAGUCAACAGCUGACCCAAGUUGGGCUUGGUCUGCAAGGUGCUAUGCAAGAGAACGGAUUGAUUCCAUGUGGCCAGACAACCCUUCAGAGCGGAAACCAGACCCAUCAUAACGCAAUGACUCUCCCUCUUCAAAGUCCUCUAUUGCAGGGCACUUCUGCCCAGCCAUUGGGCUUCCACAGCCAAAAUCCCCUUCCUCAACAACCAUCAAUCAAUCAGAACCCUCAGUGGGUGUCCGAUAACCUGCUGAACUCUUGCGCCCGUAACGUUUCAGGUGUACAAGAUGCAGGACUGCACUCUGGCCCAACUACCCAACUACAAGGACAGUUUUCUCUGCACACUCAGAACACUGCCAAUACUGGACUGCCUGGCUGGCAGCAAUCCCAGCCUACCCCUCAACAGGUCUCCAAACCGUUUUCCAGUGGGCAACAGAAUAUGACGGGUUUCAAUGGUGAAGUGACAGACUUGAUUGCAGAACUGCUGCCGCACACAAACACACAAGGAUUUGGGUCUGGUUUCCUGCCCCAAACAACUGCAAAUAGCAUCUAUCCUCAGCAAGGAGAGAUCAUCAACAACAGCCUUCAUCAGAGCACCAACAGCUGCAUGUUCACAAGCACUCCUCAACCCUCGGUGAAUGGGAUGCAUUAUGGUUCUGCAGCUCCGGUAUCUUCAGUGCCAUCCUGCCAGAGGGUUAAAGGACUGAUUAACCAGAGUCCUACACAAGCUUCCUGCUACUACCAAAGAGGUCCUAGCGAGUCAGUCGUGGGCUCGUCGGUUAUCCCACAAGAGGACACCAACAUCAGCCCCAUGGCCUGUCAAAUCCCAUUUGGGUUAACGCCAGAAAACGUACUUGCUAAGCAGUAUCUCUCAUGCAACAGCCAGACACAGGUCGCAAACCAUCCUCUUGAGGAGAAAGGAACAUUCCAUUUUCCCUCGCUGGCCAAUGGGAAUCCCUUCUUUGCCAAGAACAACCAAAACAACUGCUGUGACUAUUAGUGGUAGAUCACACCCAACGCAGCAACUGACACAUCAACAGUGCAGUACCUGUUUCUAGAGGGGAAAAAACAUAUAAAUACAGCAACAUGUUUGUCCCUCGAGAGACACACAUCCACUUCUAAAGACACUCUUGGCUGAAAACCUACAAGACAUUGCAGAACUUUAAAUUGCGAAUUUACCGAAAAAAAAAUUCUCACACUUAUCUACUUAUUCACUUGUUCACAUCCUCUCUACUGAGAAAUAUGCAGUAGCAGAAAGAAAAUAUUUAUUUUUUUUAAAGCACGUCCUUUCGUCCCUGAUAGAUAUUGUUUUGCUUUUCCAUUCUGGCAAGAAAAAAGACUGAGAUAGUGAGUGGAGAAAGGGGAGGAAGGUGAGGUGUGUGACCAAGUGUGUGUGUGGUGUGUGGU